Molecule: messenger RNA, 1481 nt
Organism: Solanum pennellii
Lineage: Eukaryota; Viridiplantae; Streptophyta; Magnoliopsida; Solanales; Solanaceae
Product: GDSL esterase/lipase At2g42990-like
Exons: 3
Coding region: 208-1269 (353 amino acids)
Molecular function (GO): hydrolase activity, acting on ester bonds
Source: RefSeq, a predicted model, not a curated record
CGGAGAAGAGUGACAUAACUGCAAUUUCUGAUUCAUAAUUAAAGAACAGAGUCUCAUUAAUUGCUUCCACUCAACUUUUUUCUGAACUUUUUGCUAGUCAUAAUAAUUUUGGCAGCCAUUAAUAAUCUCAACAAACUCUUCAUCCCACCCAAUUUAUCACUCAUAUAAACUAAAAUCACCAAAUUCACUCAAAAUCCCAGCUCAACAAUGGCUUAUUACACUUUGAUGAGUAUAAUUCUAAGUCCUUUUUUGUUACUAGUGACUAAAACAUUGGCUGGAAAAGUUCCAGCAAUUAUAGUGUUCGGCGAUUCGUCGGUCGAUUCAGGGAAUAACAACCAGAUCUCCACCGUUCUAAAGAGCAAUUUCGAACCGUACGGCCGCGAUUUCUACGAUAAAAAGGCAACUGGUAGGUUCUGCAAUGGGCGAAUUCCACCGGAUUUUAUAUCGGAAGGUUUUGGGCUGAGGCCAUUUGUUCCAGCUUAUUUAGAUCCGGCGUUUAGUAUAUCUGAUUUUGCACAAGGUGUUUGUUUUGCUUCUGCUGGUACUGGUUAUGAUAAUGCCACUUCUCAUGUGCUCAAUGUGAUACCAUUAUGGAAGGAAGUGGAGUACUACAAAGAAUAUCAAAAGAAACUAAAAGCAUACGCAGGUAAAAAGAAAGCGAAAUACAUAAUAAAAGAGUCACUCUAUUUAAUCAGCAUUGGAACAAAUGACUUCUUGGAAAAUUACUACUCAAUGCAAAGCCAACGUUCUUCUCAAUACACAGAAGAUCAAUUUCAAGAUUUUCUUCUUCAACUUGCUCGGAACUUCGUGCACCAAAUUUAUCGCAUGGGUGCUAGAAAAAUUUCGUUAACUGGAGUUCCUCCAAUGGGUUGUUUGCCAUUGGAAAGAGCAACAAAUUAUGUAGGUGGAAAUGGAGAUGGAUGCAAUGAGAAAUAUAAUAAUGUUGCUAAGCAUUUCAAUUUCAUGUUGAGUGGUUUGGUUGAGAGGUUAAAUGAAGAGCUUCCUGGGAUUAGAGUGGUCUUUGCUGAUGCUUAUAAUCUCUUGCUACAAAUGAUUACAAAACCUUCUUCAUUUGGGUUUGAAGUGGCAAGUGUAGCAUGUUGUGGCACAGGAUUAUUUGAGAUGGGUUUGUUGUGCGAUAAAUUAAGUCCAUUGACAUGCACAGAUGCAAACAAGUUUGUAUUUUGGGACGCAUUUCAUGUAACAGACAAAACAAAUCACAUUAUUUCUGAUUUCUUGAUGGAACAUGUCCUUCACCAAUUUUUAUAGCAAUCUUGGAUCAUCUAAUAUGGAUUUUGUAGGAGGAGGCAUAGAUUGACUUGCUUUUAUUGCUAUUUUACUUUUGUUUAGUGUUUGAUUUUUGGAUAUUGUGGUGGGAAGAAUACGAAAAAGAAUAUUUGUUGUACGUACAUUUUUUUGAUUCUCAAGGAUAUUGUAUUAUUUCAACUACGAUAUCAAAUGAUAUAUGUAUCGUCAAAAUA